This is a messenger RNA of Brassica oleracea var. oleracea, 522 nucleotides long. RefSeq names its product mRNA turnover protein 4 homolog. Gene Ontology annotation, molecular function: RNA binding. Gene Ontology annotation, biological process: ribosomal large subunit assembly; nuclear-transcribed mRNA catabolic process; rRNA processing. The transcript has 7 exons. The record is from RefSeq and is a predicted model, not a curated record. The coding region runs from base 1 to 522 and encodes 173 amino acids. Gene Ontology annotation, cellular component: preribosome, large subunit precursor; nucleolus. Lineage: Eukaryota; Viridiplantae; Streptophyta; Magnoliopsida; Brassicales; Brassicaceae.
AUGUCAAUUACUUUAUCGAAGACAAAGAAGAAAGGAAGAGAGCACAAAGAGAUUAUGAUUAUUGUAAAUGGAAUCCGAGAGGCUGUUGAAAAAUAUACUUCUGUCUACAUUUUCUCUUUUGAAAACAUGAGAAAUAUCAAAUUCAAGGAAUUUAGAAACCAGUUUAGACACAAUGGAAGGUUCUUCCUCGGUUCGAACAAAGUGAUGCAGGUUGCUCUUGGUCGUUCGGCUUCUGAUGAAAUCCGUCCUGGCAUCUUUAAAGUCUCCAAGUUUCUGCUUCAUGGUGAUGCUGGACUUCUUGUUACAGAUAUGCCAAAAGAAGAGGUCGAAAGUAACGGCUCAAAAUACUUAAUUCUUAUUGCAUUGCAGAACGCUUAUGAGGAUUCAGACUUUUCAAGGACCGGAAGCACUGCAGUAGAAACGGUUGAGCUGAAGGAAGGUCCUCUAGAACAAUUCACGCAUGAGAUGGAACCGUUUCUAAGGAAGCAGGGUAUGCCUGUUCGUCUCAACAAAGGUUUGUAA